UAUCCUUCUGCUCUUCUCACUGAUACUUCGACUCAACAGCAUCCACGCCCCUCCUACCCUAUCCAUCUCAUCCCUCCCCAUCCUCCCAUCCAUCCUCGACAUCUUGACGACCAUGCUGAUGAGAGUCGAGGACCUCCCUCACACCCUGCGCAGCUUUCCUCGCAGCGACUACACGAUCGCCCGGCACCGCAAAACGCGCCACCCCGGGAAAAACACAGACGCGGCCAUUGCAGCCGGUGCUCGCCGCGCAACACGCGCUUGGGUCGCUGCCGCUCGCACUGGACGCUGGGGCAAUGUUGACUCGCGCUGCAUCGUCCUCGUCAUACUGGACAAGGUUAUCGAGAUAAAUGCCUCCGCUCGAUCCUACUCCUGUUCAUGGCGGCGCAACCAUCCCAACCCCGCCGCCUGGCGCCAGACCGUCCUCGAGUAUAUCCGCAUCGCCUACGAGCUGGCGAGCGCGGUGCGGAGUCUUCCAUCCUUUCAGCUUGUAUGCACGCCAGUCGCGCAGGCGAUGGAAUGGUUCUGGAGGACCAAGGACUCAGCGGUGCGCCUCUCCGCCAGCAGCCUUCCUCACAUCGAUCUUCCGCAACUCCUCGGGCAGUUCUAUUUCCCACUGGGUAGCCGAGUGCAGUUGGCGCUUCGUGACACCUCCCAUGACUCGUCGAUCGAUGCCAUUGUCGGAUCUCUGACGCGCCUGGAAGCCCCGUCAUAUUCGAUUUAGCGUUCCAACUCGCCCACCGAUCAAUUGGUCCUCAUUCAUUGUGAAUGCUUUGCAUCCGACCGUGCGACGGAGUCUCAUGCCAGCUUUGAAAUGCCUACGCACACGUCACGAGCUGAGUGUGAGGUUGAACAGUCACAGCGAUUGAGCUAGCUGUCGAGAUGAAUUGUUGUUUUUGUGUGA
Molecule: messenger RNA, 901 nt
Organism: Cutaneotrichosporon oleaginosum
Lineage: Eukaryota; Fungi; Basidiomycota; Tremellomycetes; Trichosporonales; Trichosporonaceae
Source: RefSeq, a predicted model, not a curated record